Messenger RNA from Xyrichtys novacula (pearly razorfish), 4913 nucleotides. The record is from the annotation of a GenBank genome assembly. NCBI's taxonomy places the organism in Eukaryota, Metazoa, Chordata, Actinopteri, Labriformes, Labridae.
AAGUCGUCUGGUUUGACUUGGAAGAUGGCAGCAGGUAAGUGGGUGUUCAUGUGUGUGUUUGGCGUGUAGUUGUCGAGUUUGCACCCUCAAACGCCGACAGCGGGGAGAAAAGAGUCCAAAAAAAGGGAAACGGUUGGUUGGAGUGCAAGAUCGCGGGACACAGGUGCGGGGAAACAGUUAAACAGUUUGACAGAGCUCCUGUGCGCUGCUAGCGCACUUCCGGUACCGGCACUCUCAGGCCACGAGGAGAGUCACGCGCCAGUCGGGGAUGACGGUGCGUUUAAUGGCGCUCCGACACAAAUAGUUAUUUGAAAUUUUUUUUGAUGAAUUUGAUUUCAUGUUAUAGUAAGUGCUCAGCACAUACAUACACUAUAAUUCUGACACUAUACUGUCAUACUUUCAUUGAUUACUAUUCACCUUUACUACCAUUACUACCUAAACACCACAGUUAAUACUUUUGUGAGUGACUUGAGACAAGAUUACAGAGGCAUUCUGAAUUUUUAAAAAUUGUUUUACUGCAACUAAUAAAAUUGUAAACCUUGACAUCUUUUUGUACAUCACAUGCGGUUCAGUGCAUGUUUAUUGAACAGAUGUUCAAUACACGUUUGACUAAGUUACUUUCGAUAAGAAACAUCACACCUUCCACACUGGUUGAAAAUACAUGAAAUCUUGUACAUUCUCCUGUGUAUCUAUGAUAGUUAUUUAAGCAUAUUUAUGUAGUUGUCUGAAGUGCCUGCUGACACCUGCAUACGUGCUAGUUAAAAUUAUGCUGGCAGAGACUGGUAUAUUCUCAGUUUACAGUGUUUAGUUGAUGUCUCCAUGCUCGAACUCUGUAGUGGUAUAGGUUAGUGUUGUUGUCUUUAAUUGAUAUGAUAUGUUACUGAGUAGAUCAGAAUUUGAAUUUGUGGUGCCUGACCUUAUUGUGUGCACUUCCAUGGAAAUGAUACAUGCUGUUAAAGUUAACAAAAGUGGGAAAAUAUAUGAUAUAUUAACUUAUAAAAAACUGAGGGUGUACAGUCCUGGAGUAGGUUCACGGGAGGUCCUGGCUACUCUCAUAGAAAGCCACGCUUAUUUCUGCUGUUAAAUCAGAACAUUAAAAUGUCAUCUCAUUAUAUUACAAACACUCAUGAGUAAUAUAGUAGGUCUUAAUUAUUUUUACGUUAUACUAACAAGACCCCAAAAAUAUUGAGAAGAAUGAACUGAAGCUGAAUGCUGUCCCUCUUUAAAGAUAUAAUGUGCAACCCAAAAAUAAAAAAAUAGAUUUAUGUAAUUAUAUGAGAUUGAACGUGUGUUCUUGCACAUUAAUGGUAAAGGAAAUCACUUAUCCCCACUGUAUCUCACUCAUAUUAGCGGUUAAUGUCCUUUGGGAAGCAAAUCAACCUUUUACGUAGAGACACAUGUCCACCUGCAUCUGAUACAGGUGUUAUAAGAGCUGUGUCCUCACUUUUUCUUUAGCAAACAUGUCUGAGCUGCAGGGGGUAGUUAUCUUGUCACUGUUUGUCCUUUGUUUGAACACUGUUUCUGGUUGUGAACUGUUAAAUAGAUUCCACAUGCCAAGUUUGUUUAAACAUGGAGACAUAAUGAUCGGAGGAAUUUUUCCAAUUUUUGAGAAAGAGAUCAGCAGCAUUUCUACAUUCAAGAGCAAGCCACUUGGAGUUAAAUGUGUGGGGUGAGUUUUAUUUCAUUUGGCUUUUCUAUUUUUCAUAAUUGCUCUUUUACAAGUUUUUACAUACUUAAAACUGUAUGAACAUUUGAAGCUGCAACACUGUUGUUUCAGAUUUGACCUCCGUGCUUAUCGGUGGAUCCAAGUGAUGAUGUUUGCAAUUGAAGAAAUCAACAAAGACUCUGCUCUCCUGCCAAACAUUUCUCUUGGCUAUGGGAUCUUUGACUCAUGUGCAUCUCCUACAAAUUCUUUGCGUGCUGCGCUGACACUGGCAAGCAGACCAGAGGAGACUUCGCCUUGUCCUCCAGCCAUACCUGCACUCAUCGGGGUUGCAGGAUCUACCCAGUCCUUAGCUUUGGCGAGAGCUCUUGGACCCUUUAAAGUACCAAUGGUAAGAGAUUUGAUGAUGUGUUUAUUUGAUAAUGUUGUGUCAUGUAUGGUAUAUUGGUAAUGAAUAUAAGGGUUUCUAGUUAGAAGCAGAUCAAGCAGCACAUUACCUUUUGGCUGAGCAUUUUGUACCAUACGGAAACAGCGGAGUUCUUAAAAUUGAGUUCAAGAAAGUGGCAUCAGAAAAUGAUUAAAAGAUGACAGCGAAAACUGCUGUUUUCAAGUCAUGAAACACCCUUCUUUUUUCUAUUUUUUUUUUGAGUAAUUAAAUGCAAAUGAACACACUGAAUGAUGAACACCAUCAUUCACCAUGCUUUAUAUGUGUUUUUUCCUUAUACUGACUGAUUGGGGUAAACUGUUUUUUUCUGACUGUUUCUUUGUAGGUGAGUUACUUCUCAACAUGUGCCUGCCUCAGUGACAGAGCUAAAUAUCCAUCAUUUUUUCGAACAAUUCCCAGUGAUUAUUUCCAGGCCAAAGCUUUAGCAGCUCUGGUUGAACGCUUUGGUUGGCAGUGGAUUGGAGUCAUACACUCAGACAAUGAAUAUGGAUAUAACGGAUACAAGGCUUUUGCCAAAGAGCUUAAAAAACAUGGAGUUUGCAUUGGAUUUGCAAGAACUUUAUUAUAUACUUACACCAUGGAUAAAAUUCUGAAUAUUGUUGAAACAGUGAAGCAGUCUACAGUCAAGGUCAUCCUUGCUUUCGUCUCAGUUGUCGACUUUUACCCUUUGAUGCAAGAGGUUGUGAAACAAAACAUUACAGGAAUUCAGUGGAUUGCCAGUGAAGUCUGGAUCACAGCAAUUCAACUCUCAACGCCUGAAAUGUACCAAGCUUUUGGUGGUGCUUUGGGGUUUGUGGUGCAGAAGAUAGCGAUUCCAAAACUGAAACAAUUUCUCACAAACAUUAGCCCAUAUACUGAUCCAAGUGCAGCCUUUGUAAAGGAUUUCUGGGAGGUGAUGGUGGGCUGCAGACCUGUUUCUUCUGGAGAGCACACAGGCACUGAGACAAUACAUGAAGUAUGCACAGGCAAUGAGACCUUCGUGAACCCUCAGGAUGUGUUCUUCGAUGUCACUCAGCUCCGAGUGUCCUAUAAUGUCUAUAAAGCUGUUUAUGCUAUUGCUCAUGCCCUGCAUCAGCUGGUUUUCUGCCAACCAGUUGGAGGAAAAAUCAUGAAACCAUGUUUGAAUUUAUCAGACAUUCAGCCCAAGGAGGUGAGAAAUCUUUCCACACAUGUCCAUCUGUCCAAAAACAACCAUUCUUCUCUUGACAUUUGAUGCUGAUAUAAACAAUAAUAAAUACUUUGCGUCUUUAUUCAGGUCACUGAUAACUUACACAAGGUGAAUUUCAGGAAUCAGUUUGGGGAUGAUGUGUUUUUUGAUGCCAAUGGCGACCCUCCUGCUUCCUAUGAUAUAAUUAACUGGCAGCUGAGAGACGGUCAGGUGCAACAUGUCACAGUGGGUCAUUUUACUUCUACUGUAAAUGCUGACUAUAAGCUCAGCAUCAAGGACAAAGACAUCGAGUGGAGGACAGGGAAAACGGUAACUUAAAUGUUUUUUUCAUACAAUAUGCUGAGAUUUUGGACCAUCAAUACAAAAUAAUUUAUUCAAUCUGUUUUUCGACUUGUUUCCCCAGAUUCCCACAUCAAUAUGUUCUGCAGAUUGUCCAGUGGGAACAAGAAAAGCUCGAAUCAAAGGAAAACCAACGUGCUGCUUUGACUGUAUCCUGUGUGCAGAUGGAACAAUAGCCAACUCAACAGGUAUGAAAAGCAUGUUUGUGAAAAUUACUACUGUACAAAGUUUGGUAUCAUAGUAAAAAAUAUCAUCUUUGUAUACUCCUGAUUCUUAAACCCAAAGCCUUUUUGGAUCUCCAUGAAAGUCACAGAUUUCUUUGAAACUGUUGUAAUUUUUAUUAAAAUAUACAGCACAUAUACAAAGCUGAAUAUCUCUGUUUAUGUUUAACAGGUGCCACUGACUGCACUCCCUGUCCUCGGGAAUUCUGGUCCAAUGAGAGGAAAGAUGAGUGUAUUCCUAAAACUAUUGAGUUCCUGACAUAUGCUGAGCCAAUGGGAAUAGCUCUCUCAGUCGUAUCCCUGCUGGGUGCUUCACUGUCUUUGGUCACAAUGAUCGUCUUCAUCUGUUACAGAGAAACUCCGGUCAUAAAGGCCAGCAACUCUGAGCUCAGCUGUUUACUGCUGUUUUCUCUUUUCUUGUGUUUUCUCUGUCCUCUCACUUUCAUUGGCAGACCCACAGUCUGGACAUGCAUGCUGCGACACACAGCUUUUGGUGUGACCUUUGCUCUUUGUAUCUCCUGUGUCUUAGGUAAAACUAUUGUUGUAGUUACAGCUUUCAGGGCCACCAUCCCUGGCAAGAAAACAGCAGAAAAGUUUGGUCCUGCACAGCAGAGGAUCAUCGUUUGCGCCUGCACUUUGAUUCAGAUAGUCAUAUGUGUGUUAUGGCUCAAAUUGAACUCACCUUUCCCAGACAUGGUUUUCAGAUACAGCAAUAAGAAGAUUGUUCUGGAGUGUAACACAGGCUCUGAGGCUGCUUUCUAUGCAGUACUGGGGUACAUUGGGAUCCUUGCAGUGCUUUGUUUGGCCCUGGCAUUUCUAGCAAGAAAACUUCCAGAUAACUUUAAUGAGGCUAAAUUCAUCACCUUCAGCAUGCUGAUAUUCUGUGCGGUCUGGAUCACCUUUAUCCCAGCUUAUGUCAGCUCUCCUGGGAAGUUCACUGUAGCUGUGGAGAUAUUUGCUAUUUUAUCAUCAGCAUUUGGAUUAUUAAUCAGCAUAUUUGCUCCAAAGUGUUACAUCAUAUUGAUAAAGCCGGAGAAAAAUACCAAGAGACAUGUCAUGGGAAAAAUAAAGAAAUAA